Protomyces lactucae-debilis is the source of this 1336-nucleotide messenger RNA. RefSeq names its product ribonuclease P 40kDa subunit-domain-containing protein. Gene Ontology annotation, cellular component: ribonuclease MRP complex; multimeric ribonuclease P complex. Gene Ontology annotation, biological process: tRNA 3'-end processing; endonucleolytic cleavage in ITS1 to separate SSU-rRNA from 5.8S rRNA and LSU-rRNA from tricistronic rRNA transcript (SSU-rRNA, 5.8S rRNA, LSU-rRNA); tRNA 5'-leader removal. NCBI's taxonomy places the organism in Eukaryota, Fungi, Ascomycota, Taphrinomycetes, Taphrinales, Protomycetaceae. The record is from RefSeq and is a predicted model, not a curated record. Gene Ontology annotation, molecular function: ribonuclease P activity; ribonuclease MRP activity. The transcript has a single exon. The coding region runs from base 238 to 1275 and encodes 345 amino acids.
GCGCAAAUUGCAAAUCCGCGCGCAGAUGCAAUUCAGCAUUUGCAUUUGCAACUUCAAGCUCGCGAACCACUCAAGCUUACACUUGUCGCUACCAUGGCUGCUCAAAAGCACUCGAGGCUUUGAACGGAACUCACUUUCCAGAGUGAACGCAAACUCUGCCAAAGGUUGUGGUGCUCGGUCUUCUGAAGUUCUGGAUCACUCGGCUCGUCGAGCUACAGCUUGUGCAUUGCGCUCGUCAUGCAUCUGCUCAGGACAAAAGCCUCUGAAUCGAAAGUCAUCGUCUCUGUGAACAAUGAGAACAGGAUAGAGUCUUCUGUAAGCCGACAUGCUUUCGUUGCAGAGAUAUCUGUGCUGUGCCCGUCAAAGUACCCUCAGAAUGUCCCGACAUCUGUUGCGAAUGCGGUCUUCUAUCGUUGCCAACUUAACACGCUGCAAUUGCUCGAGAGCCUAUUUGUAGAUGUUAUCAAUGGGCGCCUGAGAGUGCUCAGUGAGCGCAAACUCGACGGUGAAAAUUGCAUUUGCGUUGAAUCAGGCGUGAUGACCUUGAGUCUCCUAAAGGAAACCUAUCAAAGGAUGGGUUUAGAUGGACUCCCGUCACAGACAAUGAAGGGCAAGUGGCAGGUUUCGUUGGAUUUCACAGCGCCAGGCUUCGCAGGCGCCAAAAAUCUGUCCCGAGUGCGGAAGGCUUUCUCAGUGUUGGGUGCACCCAUUCAUGUUGUGUGCUGCUAUGGAUAUGGUGAGAUAUGUCCCGACGCAGCAAGCGCAAUACUCGGGCUGCCAGUGAAAACCAAACUGCUAAGAAGGCAAGAAACACAGAUCGUUCCUGAAAUGAGGAGUGGGAUGAUACAGCAGUUACAGAAUCAGUUUGACGACAGCGUUUUCGAAGAGCUGCAGGAGGAUUUGCACACAUGGUUGACAUUGUCUACACAAGGAUAUGGACUUAAGGGCAUACAAGAACCGUUCAUCUCAGUCUUCAAUUGCCCCUCUCCUGCCGCAAACGAGGAAAUGUGUUUAACUACCCUGACUGGCAUGUUCUCCCCAACACUCGUGGCCAGCGUGUUGAUGAACACUCGGCCCCAGCCUGAGCUGGAUAGCUGGAGCUUUGUGCAAAUGACCGGCUUUGAGCACACGCCUGUUGCUUGGCAUGGCAGCGAGCAUGGCUUUAUGUCCGGUGGCGAAAAUGUAGUGUCCGUUCUGCGAUGCCAUGGCGAGGAGCAGACCUCAGACCUAUCUGUGCUUUGGGAAGUUGUUGGGCAAGAUAGUAAGCAUACGUAGACAAGUACUCGCCGAACCCACGAGUGCGGCAUGUAUUCCAAAGGAUGCCAUGGCGUUUCAC